AUGGGUCGGCCCAAACUCUAUAACACUCCAGAAGAACGUCAAGAGGCCAAACGGAUGCACCGACGGACACACUAUGCAAGGAACAAAGCUGCAAUCAGUGCGAGACUCAAAGUGAAAUAUCGGGAAAACCAAGAAGCACGAGCUGCCCCAGUCUUCCCCUCAAAAAAGGUUAACGGUGAUAUCAACCAUCAUAUGAUCGAUCCUUACGACAAUCAGGGCUCACAGCAUGUUCACUGCCACCAGAAAACAAAGUCCGCCAACAAAAGGGAUCGCUUAUCAAGGUACUUAGAUGGACCACCUGCACAGGUGAUAGAUGCUCUAGUACGCAACCACCUCGAGACUGGUGACUUAGAUGGGCUUCGAGGGACACUAUCUGCGUUAGAGGUGAUUGUCGAGGAGUUGCACGAUACAGAACAGCAUAUAUUAGGACGCGAGGGCAUGAGCCCAAAAUUUCUUAAGGCAUCUGAUGCAUCCAAGGAGGCAAAGGAAGUGAUUCGUGCUGUGGAAGAUGUUUUUUGUUGCGCAUUGGUGUCGGGGAUGGAUCUUCACCAGCGAUAUGCAGACAAAAAAUUUAUAUUCCAGACGCUCUGGGACACUAACGCCAUAACGAUUAUGGCUCCCCGGAAAUGGACUUCUCCUGAACAGGAUGAAUGGUUAGCUCCUUGGUAUGACAAGUACCGCGCAAAGCAAACUGAAAAAAAUAAAAACUGGCCGAACUUUUUCGCCGACUUGAACGAGACGUGGUUCAUUGCAUACCCAGAGCAAAGGCCGGCUAGUUUACCCCCUGUUGGACCAUUGACCCAAGAUGAGAUGCUUGUGAUGCAUAAGGCUUGUGAUGAGCGAAAAGAGAAAUUAAGAAACCGCUUCAAAAAUAGUCUUGGUACAACGAAAGCAGGACGGCAAGCAAAGGCCGAUGCUACAGAUGUCUUCAAAGUCGUAUUGCGGAGUGUCGCCGAAUCCGAGAAGCCAACACGUUCCCUUCAGGAAGUGGAGGCAUAUUCCAAGCUCUAUUACCAUACGCGUAUCAAGGCAACAGCUGACGAAGUACUGAAAGCUGAAGCAGAAUUACUGCAAGCAGAAAACAAGACACUUACGAAUGGAAAGCGUAUCGCCAUCGUGAAGCAGCACACAGCAAGCCUCUAUAGCGGAGAGACUGAUGAGGUUAAGGCGGAGGUACAGAGAUACAUCGAGAAUCAGAAGACUCGGACGCAGAAGGACAAUGAGGCGGGAACGUGGAGCGAAGAUGAUUAUGCAAGAAAUAUAGAAAAACUUGCCGCUAUUGCUAACAAGUUCCUCAAGGGGCUAGCGGAAGCCACUGGGUUCACAUUCUCCCUCCUGGCGGGUGGCCCUUCUCCAGAGUCCAGCGGCUCAAUUGACGUCUAUAGGCAUUUCGGAAAUGACUUCAGCAAGGCAUACCCUGAGUUUGAAACAGGUAUCAUGUCUCCAUUCAGAGACCAUCUGUAUCGAGUAUAUCCCGAUCUGGUGGAUUCAAGGGCACACCUAGGGAGUCCCGCGUCAUUGAACGAGGGUCCCACAUCGUUGAACGAGCUUGAGGGUCCCGCAUCGUUGAACGAGAGUCCUGUGUUGUUGUGGAAUGAGAUUGAGAUAGGAAGGGGUCUGGAGGAUGUGUCCCAACGACGAUCGGAUAUAUCAUCUGAUGGCAAUCACUCGGCAUUAAGCGGAAUGAAGGAUGCUGACAAAUCAGGUCAGACUUUUUCCAAUACGUCCGGCAGUACUACUAGUGGUCCAGACACCAACCUGCCGUUUGAUUCAGCUCAACAGAGCUCACUUGAUUUUUCUGAAAACUUGACUGGCGAUUGGAAUCUCGACGACACUUUUUGGACCGAUCUUGCUGCCAAGGUCGCAGCAUUUGAGGUGUCAGGUGGUGACAAUCCGGCCUUGCCGCACUUGCCUCCUUACCCACAUGCAGAGUCUACAUCUUCCCCAACCCCACAAUCACCCGAUGUUCCAGCGCCGCUGCCGCAUAUCCCGCACACCAUAUGUCACACAUCCCCUGCUACCUCAUCCCAUAUGGUCCCUGCAUCUCCAGAGGUUCCAGUACAGGCUGCGCAGUUCCCACUCCCUGCAUCUCCAGAGGUUCCAGUACAGGCUGCGCAGUUCCCGCACCAUGAUUCUCAGCCAGCGAGUCCUAUGGAGCCACGAUUACAGCCCUCACCCCCUCCCAUUUCCACUUUACCUGGACUCCCUUCCAACACACCAGUCAUCGCCAAGACAACAACGCAACCCUUACCGCACCAGUCAAAUGCGCUGUCUACCAGUGGUGUUGAACCCUCCCCUGAUGGCAACGAACAUUGUCAUCGCCGUAGGACUGGUCGGGUGUCCAUUCCCUCCAAGCGCAAUGCUGCCGCUAAUAGCAUUGGCGAAAAUGCACUGACUGUUUCCGGGAAGCAUGCCACGGCACGGGAACCUAGUACGUCCAGUCGCAAACAGAAGUAA
Molecule: messenger RNA, 2457 nt
Organism: Suillus clintonianus
Lineage: Eukaryota; Fungi; Basidiomycota; Agaricomycetes; Boletales; Suillaceae
Exons: 10
Coding region: 1-2457 (818 amino acids)
Source: RefSeq, a predicted model, not a curated record